AUGAUAUUUUAUACGCAUUUUACAAAAGCCAAAAACGCUGUAGCCAACCAUCCAAAGAAAAGGGGGGUAUUCCAUACAAACAUGGCCGGAGAGGAGUUCUUGCUUGCUGGGCAGCUUACAGCGGGAGUGGGCCAGGUGGCUGCGCACACUGUGGCUGUCAUAGCGGCCGAGAUGCUGCUCGCUGUAGCAUUCGAGACUUUAACAGCACAUGGAUUUCCCGAUAUUUGA
Molecule: messenger RNA, 228 nt
Organism: Penicillium taxi
Lineage: Eukaryota; Fungi; Ascomycota; Eurotiomycetes; Eurotiales; Aspergillaceae
Exons: 1
Coding region: 1-228 (75 amino acids)
Source: RefSeq, a predicted model, not a curated record